Molecule: messenger RNA, 4026 nt
Organism: Closterium sp. NIES-65
Lineage: Eukaryota; Viridiplantae; Streptophyta; Zygnematophyceae; Desmidiales; Closteriaceae
Source: the annotation of a GenBank genome assembly
AUGGACGCGACGGAGGACGAGAUCGCGCGCAUGCAGGAGGAGCGGCGCGCCAAGGAGCAGGAGCUGGCGGCGCUGGCGUCGGUGAGCUUCGACAAGGAUCUGUACGGCGGCGGCGACAAGGACCGCUUCGCGGGCUACGAGAUGUCGAUCCCCGUGAUGGAGGACGAGGAGGAGCAGGAUGCCACGGAGCGGGAGGUCGCCAGGAAGCUGGCGUCGUACACAGCGCCCAAGGAGCUGCUGCACGAGCUGCCGCGCGGAGAGGCGGAGGAAGAGCCCGCGGGGUUUAAGAAGCCAUCGCGCAUCAUAGACAGGGAGGACGACUACCGGCGCCGCCGCCUCAACCGGAUUAUCUCGCCCGACCGCCAUGAUGCCUUUGCCAUGGGUGACGCCACCCCUGAUGCCGCAGUGCGCACGUACGCGGACGUGAUCAAGGAGGAGGCGUUGAAGCGCGAGAAGGAGGAGACGCUGAGGCAGAUCGCCAAGAAGAAGGCGGAGGAGGCUGAGAGGAAGGCUGCUGAGCUCUCCUCCGCGCCCACCAAGGCCCAAGGCGCCGCUGCCGCCCCCGCUGCCGCUGCUGCCGCCCCUGCUGCUGCAGCUCCCAGUGCUGCUGCUGCUGCUGCUGCGGGGAGCAAGAGGAGGAAUCGGUGGGACGUGGCGGGAGGGGGAGGGCCUGGUGCUGCGGAGGUUGAAGCCAAGAAGCCCAAGGCAGCAGCUGAUUGGGAUGCUCCAGAUGCCACUCCCGGCGCUGCUAGUCGUUGGGACGCUCCCACCCCUGGUCGGGGCAGUGCAGUGGACGCCACCCCCACGCCCGGCCCCCGCCGCAACCGAUGGGAUGAAACCCCCUCCCACGGCGGAGUAAUGCCGGACGACGCCACCCCCUCCGCGCUCCCGGGCGGCGGCGGCGCCACCCCGGGGCUGGGCGGCGGGGCCACGCCGGCCGGCAUGGCUUGGGACGCCACGCCGAAGCUCUCGGCCGGCGCCACCCCGACCCCGAAAAAGACGCGGUCCAGAUGGGACGAAACGCCGGCCGGCGGAGGCGUUACCCCCGCGGGCGGCGGGGGCGGCGCCACCCCGUCCGCUGCUGUAGGCAUGACCCCCUCGGGGAUGACUCCGGGGGGGGUGACAUUUGGGGGAGCUACACCUGGUGGGUUCGGGGUCACACCGGUGGGAGGAAUGGACAUGGCAACUCCCACCCCGGGUCAAAUCGCCCUACGGGGGCCGCUCACCCCGGAGCAAUUCACCAUGCUGCGAUGGGAGAGGGAGAUUGAGGAGCGGAACAAGCCACUCUCAGAUGAGGAGCUGGAUGCCAUGUUUCCCUUAGACGGAUAUAAGGUGCUCGAACCCCCUGCCUCGUACGUCCCCAUCCGCACCCCUGCGAGGAAGCUCCUCGCGACGCCGACCCCGAUGGGAGGAGCAGGGGGGGGUGCGACGCCGCUGUAUGCGAUUCCGGAGGAGGAUCGGCAGCAGCUGUUUGACGUGGGGAAGGAGGUGCCGGGGCUGCCGAACCUGAAGCCGGAGGACUACCAGUACUUUGGCGCGCUGCUGAACGAGGAGGAGGAGGAGAAGAUGAGCGCGCAGGAGAAGACCGAGAGGAAGAUCAUGAAGCUGCUGCUCAAGGUGAAGAACGGCACGCCUCCCCAGCGCAAGACGGCGCUGAGGCAGCUGACAGACAAGGCGCGGGAGUUUGGUGCGUCCGCCCUCUUCAACCAGAUCCUGCCGCUGCUCAUGUCGCCCACCCUGGAGGACCAGGAGAGGCAUCUGCUCGUCAAGGUCAUCGAUCGCAUUCUGUACAAGCUGGACGAGUUGGUGCGCCCCUUCGUGCACAAGAUCCUGGUGGUCAUCGAGCCGCUGCUCAUUGACGAGGACUACUAUGCACGUGUGGAAGGCAGAGAGAUUAUCUCCAACCUCAGCAAGGCAGCAGGCCUUGCAACGAUGAUUGCAGCCAUGCGGCCCGACAUAGACAACGUGGACGAGUACGUGCGCAACACCACCGCGCGCGCCUUCUCCGUGGUGGCCUCCGCGCUCGGCAUCCCCGCUCUGCUGCCCUUCCUGAGGGCCGUGUGCGCCAGCAAGAAGUCGUGGCAGGCGCGGCACACGGGCAUCAAGAUCGUGCAGCAGAUUGCGAUUCUCAUGGGGUGCGCCGUGCUGCCGCACCUGCGCUCCCUGGUUGAUAUCAUUGAGCAUGGGCUGGGAGACGACAACCAGAAGGUGCGCACCAUCACGGCGUUAUCCCUGGCAGCGCUGGCAGAGGCGUCAGCCCCCUACGGCAUUGAGAGCUUUGACUCCGUGCUCAAGCCGCUGUGGAAGGGUAUUCGUGCGCACCGCGGGAAGGUUCUUGCGGCCUUCCUGAAGGCGAUCGGGUUCAUCAUCCCCCUGAUGGACGCCAUGUAUGCCAGCUACUACACCCGCGAGGUGAUGGUGGUGCUGAUUCGCGAGUUCCAGUCGCCGGACGAGGAGAUGAAGAAGAUAGUGCUGAAGGUGGUGAAGCAGUGUGUGGGCACGGACGGCGUGGAGCCGGACUACAUCCGCACGGAGAUCCUCCCCGAGUACUUCAAGCACUUCUGGGUGCGCCGCAUGGCGCUCGAUCGACGGAACUACAAGCAGCUCGUUGAGACCACAGUGGAGAUUGCUAAUAAGGCGGGGGUGAGCGACAUCAUAGGGCGCGUGGUGGAGGACCUCAAGGACGAGAGUGAGCCGUACCGGCGCAUGGUGAUGGAGACGGUUGAGAAGGUGCUCACCAACCUGGGGGCCGCUGACAUCGACGCGCGGCUUGAAGAGUUGUUGAUCGACGGCAUCCUUUACGCAUUCCAGGAACAGACAAGCGACGACGCGAAUGUAAUGCUCAACGGCUUUGGCACGGUGGUGAAUGCGCUCGGGCAGAGAGUGCGUCCCUACCUCCCCCAGAUCUGUGGAACGGUGAAGUGGCGGCUGAACAACAAGAGUGCCAAGGUGCGGCAGCAGGCAGCGGAUCUGAUAGCGCGCAUUGCCGUGGUCAUGAAGGCGUGCGGGGAGGAGCAGCUUAUGGGGCACCUGGGCGUCGUGCUUUACGAGUACCUGGGAGAAGAGUACCCCGAGGUGCUGGGGUCUAUCCUGGGAGCGCUCAAGGCGAUAGUGAACGUGAUCGGCAUGACCAAGAUGACUCCUCCCAUCAAGGACCUGCUGCCCCGCCUCACGCCCAUCCUCAAGAACAGGCACGAGAAGGUGCAGGAGAAUUGCAUCGACCUGGUGGGGCGCAUUGCGGACAGGGGAGCGGAGUUCGUGCCGGCGAGGGAGUGGAUGCGCAUCUGCUUUGAACUGCUCGACAUGCUCAAGGCACACAAGAAGGGAAUUCGGCGUGCCACGGUGAACACCUUUGGGUACAUCGCCAAGGCCAUCGGGCCCCAGGACGUGCUGGCGACGCUGCUGAACAACCUCAAGGUGCAGGAGCGGCAGAACCGCGUGUGCACCACCGUGGCCAUUGCCAUUGUGGCUGAGACCUGCUCGCCCUUCACUGUGCUGCCUGCCCUGAUGAACGAGUACCGAGUGCCGGAGCUGAAUGUGCAGAACGGGGUGCUCAAGUCGCUGUCGUUCCUGUUUGAGUACAUCGGCGAGAUGGGGCGAGACUACAUCUAUGCCGUCACUCCGCUGCUGGAGGAUGCGCUCAUGGAUCGAGACCUGGUGCACCGACAGACGGCAGCAUCGGCAGUGAUGCACAUGACGCUGGGAGUGGCAGGGCUUGGUUGUGAAGAUGCUCUGAUUCACUUGCUAAAUCUGGUGUGGCCCAACAUCUUUGAGACAUCGCCUCACCUGAUUCAAGCAGUCAUGGGAACCAUUGACGGCAUGAGGGUGGCUCUGGGCCCUGCGCUCGUGCUUGGCUAUGUCCUGCAGGGUCUAUACCAUCCAGCUCGUAAGGUGCGUGAGGUGUAUUGGCGUAUCUACAACAACCUGUACAUUGGUGCACAAGAUGCCCUUACGGCUGCAUACCCACGCCUGCCUGACGAGCCGAACAAUACCUACACUCGAGCGGAGCUUGACAUGUUCAUCUGA